GUCUGUCGGUAGACCGCUAUUAUUUUCUUUCAUUUUAUCACCACAGAAAUUUCAAAUUGUUGUUUUAGUUGCUAGCUCGCUAGCUAGGUUUGGAAAAAAAUAGGUCUCUAGUCAAAAAUCUCUAACUUACCUUGCCUUUUUCUCUCUAUAAGGUUAACGUUACUUCGAUACGUUCAAGAUGAAAAUAUUAUUAAUUGGACCUAGCGAGUGUGGGAAAACAGCAUUGGCCAAUUUCCUGUCUGACACAACAGAGACAAUCGGAGCGGACUACAGCCCUACACAAGGAGUAAGGAUACUUGAGUUUGAAUCGCACAAUUUAUCUAAUGGCAACAAAAAUUCAGCAUGUGAAGUGGAACUAUGGGAUUGUGCGGGAGAUUUCAAAUUUGAAUCAUGCUGGCCAGCUUUGAUGAAAGACUCCAAUGGAGUAGUUAUUGUGUUUAACCCAGAUGUGCCCAGUCAUCUCAAGGAAAUAGAGACCUGGUACUCUACAUUCAUCUUCUCUCAGGGUCUACAAGAGGCCCAGUGUCUGCUCAUUGCACAUCAUAAACCAGGGAGCGGGGCUGACACUAACCGUCCACCAUUAGCCCCACAGUUAAACAAGUUGCCGCUCAUUCACUCAAACCUCGAGGAAGAGCCUGAAGAUGUCCGAGAGGAGUUCCACAAAUACUUGGGAAAUGUUAUGCGGGUGCUAUCAGAAAAACAGGAGCGAGAAGAGAUGUCAAUUAUUACAUAAUUUUGUAUAUAAACCAAGAUAAAUGUAUAAUCUCACAGAAUAUAUCCACAUGCAUUUUUCUUUGAAAUUUUGUUUUCCCCCCACAACUGCAUUAAAAUCACUUUGACCUGGUAAAAUA
This is a messenger RNA of Carassius auratus (goldfish), 851 nucleotides long. RefSeq names its product intraflagellar transport 22 homolog (Chlamydomonas) (gene ift22). Bases 179 to 733 code for a protein of 184 amino acids. The record is from RefSeq and is a predicted model, not a curated record. The transcript has 5 exons. NCBI's taxonomy places the organism in Eukaryota, Metazoa, Chordata, Actinopteri, Cypriniformes, Cyprinidae.